AUGGCUCUCCGUCUUGGUGACAUUGCCCCCGACUUCGAGGCUGAGACCUCGAAGGGCCCUAUCAAGUUCUCCGAGUACGUCAAGGACUCGUGGGCCAUCCUCUUCUCGCACCCCGACGACUACACCCCCGUCUGCACCACCGAGCUCUCGGCUGUCGCUCUCUCGGCCGGUGACUUUGCCUCGCGCGGUGUCAAGCUCAUUGGUCUCUCGGCCAACGAUGUCGCCAGCCACGAGGGCUGGAUCAAGGACAUUGACGCCCUCACCGGCUCGGCCGGCGCCAGCAACGUCGACUUCCCCAUCAUUGCCGACAAGGACCGCUCUGUGUCGACCCUCUACGGCAUGCUCGACAACCUGGACAAGACCAACGUCGACGCCAAGGGUAUCCCCUUCACUGUCCGCUCGGUGUUCAUCAUCGACCCCGCCCGCGUUAUUCGUCUUACGCUCACUUACCCCGCCUCUACGGGACGCAACUUCCCUGAGAUCAUUCGCGUCAUCGACAGCCUUCAGCUCGGCGACAAGCACAAGAUCACCACCCCCGCCAACUGGAACAAGGGCGACAAGGUCAUUGUCCACCCCUCGGUCCAGGGCGAGCAGGUCCAGAAGCUCUUCGGCGACGACGUCGAGGUCGUCUACCCCUACCUCCGCUUCACCUCGGACCCCUCGACCAAGAAGGCCGCCAACGGCUCGGCCUAA
This is a messenger RNA of Apiotrichum porosum, 693 nucleotides long. RefSeq lists its product as uncharacterized. Gene Ontology annotation, molecular function: peroxiredoxin activity. Gene Ontology annotation, cellular component: mitochondrion; cytosol. Lineage: Eukaryota; Fungi; Basidiomycota; Tremellomycetes; Trichosporonales; Trichosporonaceae. Gene Ontology annotation, biological process: cell redox homeostasis; cellular oxidant detoxification. The record is from RefSeq and is a predicted model, not a curated record. The transcript is spliced from 6 exons. Bases 1 to 693 code for a protein of 230 amino acids.